AUAUCAGAUGAGGUUGCGAUGACGUCAUCGUGAUGAGAAAAAAUAUAUGUAUAUAUAUAACAGCCAUAGCCACCUACAAUUUUUUUCACCCUCCAUAUUUAAUUGUCUAUAAGAAUUGUAGCCAUUAAAAGUGAAUAUUGUAAUUAAUUUACAAUAUCCUAAGUGAAAAACUUGUUUUUAUUAAGUGAUCAGUUUGGUAGAAGUUCUGUUUGUUAUAACUCACUUCUGGAUAUAAUUUAAUAAUAAAAUAUUUUAAUCAGUCCGUAAUUCGAUAGUUAAAAUUCAGAAAUACAAUACUCGUAUUGAGAAAGUUCCUCGAAGUAGUUAAAAGUACCAAGGGAACAACAAAAACUGAUUAACAAAAGAGUAUUGUCCUCUAAUUUAUUACAAUACCUUAAGUUUUUUGAACCUGAACUGUUACCAGUAAGUUAAAAAUAUAAAAUUAAUGAGCCUUCAUUGAACACGAUUACAAUGAUAAUAAUUCAUCAAAAUUGUGCAUUAUAACUAAUCUUUAACCUAAUUAAUGUUAUAAUGUUGUGUUAACGGUUUUUUUGUACGCUCAAGGUUAAAAUUUGACACUCGGGGGGGAAUGGGCACCGGCGCGUCAUAACGCGCGUCGUCCUGACAGACUGCGCACGCAUGUUGCGGCAAAGUUUACUUGAUGUUAAAUUAUGUAAACAAUACAGCGAUCUGGUUUAUAGUUAAAAAAAUAUAACUGUCAUGUGUAUCGUGUGUGAGUUAUUUGCGAACGAUGUCGUAUAACGUUGUUUCAGUGUUACGGCGUCCACGAUUCGGCGAGCGCGCGUUAAAAUAAAAAUGCAUUUAUUAUACCGCGGCCGUACUGUGAACGGUUUUGUGUAAGACGGAUUGUUUUUAGUGAAAACUGUUGUGUUAUAAAUAGUUGUGUGAUGCCCACGCGGUACUAAACUAUAUGCUCAUACCGCUAUGUUGUAUUAGAUUGUUUUCGUGUCCGAAGCCCUACGAGAUUGCAGCCGUAACGCCCCUCGACUAUUAAAUUCCACACGCGUGUAUUAUUUUAUUCAAUUCAAAAUGAUGUGGCCUUCAUCCCAAGCUAGUAAAAUAUUGACAUUACUACUUUUUAUAGUCGUGAUAUAUUGCUUAUACAUGGACACGUUUCUAUUUCUGAGGAUACAGAAUUACAAAUUGGACAUUUUCGAUCAAGUAGAUAAUUCAACUCAGGAGAGCUCGACUCGUACGUCGAGGACCCAGCUGAAUUACGAAGAUGUAGUCUGGAUUCCUUGCAGCGUGAAUCCAUUAUGCCAUCCGACUGUUAAAUCGUUGAUGGUAGACCACGUCAAUCACUACAUAUAUGGACCUCUGUGCUCGCUACUCGACAUAGGUUUGGGUAUAUCGGAAAGAAUUUUAUUUAUAACGCCCAAUAUGAUAUCUAUAUUCCAUGUGUUCAUAGCAUGUGUUGGAGCUAAGCUUUUGACCUGUCAGAGUUUAGUCGCAAGGAGAAUCGCGGUGGUACUGUUCCAGAUGAGAAUGUUUCUGGAUGAUUUGGACGGUCAUGUAGCGAGAGAGAGGAAACAUAUAAAGGGGGAGAGAUCCGAGGUAGGGACACUUGGUUAUUGGGUUGAUGGCCUGUGUGAUCUUCUAGGUGUCGUGGCUAUGAUGUUGGGGAUCUUGAUUUAUUUGAAGAAUAACCCCCCGCGUCGCGGUUACAAAGGCACGCCAGUGAGCACGCUGCCCUAUCACCAGUUGAAAGAGAUAAAUUCUAAUGAAGAUAUCGAGAAAGAGAAUGUUGAAAUCGGUAUAUCGUAUAAAACGAAGGUCACCUUCCAGAGGAUAGCUCAGGUUAUCGGCCUCUUUUCCGGCCAGAUGUUGCUGUCCUCGCUAGCCUGGAACAGAUAUAUAGAUCUGUAUCAGGACAUAUUAGAAAAUUCCACAGAAUACGAUGUAUUGAGACGGGAGAGUACUUUUCGCUCCGGUAUUUUCUUCUCAGCGACAUCUCUAUGGAGGAUAGUGAACCCUCACAGCUAUCUGCAUCUCCUGUCUCUGUCCGUGUUUUGCGAUAAGACCUGGCCAUUCCUAAGAACCGUCCAUUACGCUGGAUACGGCUGUUUGGUUAUAACGGUUGCCAUAUCAGAAUAUUUGGUACAAAAUAUAAGAACUUCCGUCAUAACCGGAAAUGACGUGUGAUUCGAUGUUUUUAUUAUAAUGGUAUGUUAAAAAUCAAGUGAUCGUUUUUAUUGAAAUGUUUAAUUAAUGUUUUUUCUUUAUAUAUAAUUUAUUUAUGAACUAAUUGAUGUGAUAUUUGAGCCUUAUUAUAAUAAUAGCGUGUUUAUUUGUUAAGUAUGUUAAAUCCGAUUUGACUGGAACGUUUGAUCAACAAAUAAGUGUAAGUGCCAAUCUUGUAAGUUAAAUAUUUUUAAAAUCUCUGCUAGUUUUUUGACUGAAAUGAAAUUAAGAAUAUCUUUUUCUAGUUUAUUAAGUCAUUCUUAUUUAAAUAAGCGACUGUUUACUUUGUGAUUCCAUGUUAGUUAGUGUUAUGUAUGGAAAUCUUUAAUUUCUCAGGGUAAUAUAUAUAUAUGAAUAUAUUUUUAUAUAUAUAUAAAUAUUAUUUUGAAAUCUGUUCCGUUAAUGAAUUAUAUGGGAAAUGUUAUAUGAAGUUGUUAUUGAUGAAGAAAUAUUCCUAUUCAUGCACAUAAAUAUUUUUGUAAUCUGUUAUCAAUAAAUCAUGGCAACGAAUUCUCAAAUCAAAACAUUGCAAUAUUUUUUUUUAUUUAUUAUAAAAAAAUGUUCCUCUGUGAAUAUAUAACAGAAAGAUAUUUGUUUAAAGAAUAAAAUAUUACUGU
Danaus plexippus (monarch butterfly) is the source of this 2819-nucleotide messenger RNA. It is a transcript of the gene Cpes, whose product is annotated as ceramide phosphoethanolamine synthase. NCBI's taxonomy places the organism in Eukaryota, Metazoa, Arthropoda, Insecta, Lepidoptera, Nymphalidae. Gene Ontology annotation, molecular function: phosphotransferase activity, for other substituted phosphate groups. Gene Ontology annotation, cellular component: membrane. Gene Ontology annotation, biological process: phospholipid biosynthetic process. The record is from RefSeq and is a predicted model, not a curated record. The transcript has a single exon. The coding region runs from base 1051 to 2163 and encodes 370 amino acids.